Vitis vinifera (wine grape) is the source of this 1062-nucleotide messenger RNA. RefSeq lists its product as uncharacterized. The record is from RefSeq and is a predicted model, not a curated record. The transcript is spliced from 2 exons. The coding region runs from base 227 to 754 and encodes 175 amino acids. NCBI's taxonomy places the organism in Eukaryota, Viridiplantae, Streptophyta, Magnoliopsida, Vitales, Vitaceae.
ACCAGCUAUGGAUGACAAAUCCAAGAAGAAGCAGGAAGCACCAGACAACCAGUUAUGGAUAUCAACGUGUUGAGUUUAUGCCCACAAAUUCGAGUAAUUUGUACUGGUUGUGUAUGAUUAUGUGGCUAGCAUUGGAUUUGAAUUUCUACAAAAUCCCAAGCAUGAAGCUACACAUGCCACAUACAAAGCCAAGGAGGAGAAGAACCAAGCACCAGAGAACCAGAAAAUGCCUGGUGAUCAACAGUCAUCAGAGAUAUCAAAUAUUACAAAAAGUUUCAAGGAUGGAUUAGACGAUGUUAUUCAUGUGAACGCACUCUUCACCUCAGCAGUCUUCACUGGAUUAUCAUUUUCCAGCUCAACUCCAACCCUUGAGACCAGAGAGGAGUGUAAGCCGGGCGUGGGGAUUGAAAAAUGGCUGGUGAUAUUCGAAAUUAUACCAUUUGGCUUUUUCCUUGUAUCCAGCCUGCUAGGCAAGGCACUGAAGAUUCAGCUCCAUAUCAUUAAGAACUCCAACUUCAUACAAAAUAUAUGCCGUGCGAUGAUGGUAUUAUGCGCUGCUUGUAGUAUUCUUGGCUCUGUCUUCCUAUUCCUUGCAAUGAUCAAUGUCCUCCAGAUGAGGUUAGGGAAGUUAACCUGCAAGGGGAAUGUGUGGAUUGGAGCUGGUUCACUGAUUAUUCUUUACUUUCUUGCUCUGGUGUUCUGGGUACCCUCGCUUGUAUAUGUUCAAAUCAUUUCCUGGGAUAUAGAAUUCUAAACCCUCCGAUAAAAAGGAUGUGACCCUGCUUCCAAAGUCGUGGACUAAGCUCAAGAGUAGUAAUUUGUAAUACACCUAGUAGUAGUCCUCAACUGGUGAGACUCCGGUGAUUAAUAGUGCUAUCAGCUUGUCUAUGUUUGCUAUGUUUUGUAUGCUUGGAAUCCUUGAAGUAUGGUUUGAAAGUGACAGUCCAUGUCUUAGCCUAAUUCCAAUGCUUGGAAAUUCAUGGACUAAGCUAAAGAGUAGUUAUUUGUAAUACACCUAGUAGUAGUCCUCAACUGGUGAGACUCCGGUGAUUAUUAGUGCUA